AUGCAGGCCCAUCACGGCAGCCGGAGCGAGAGCGGGUGCAGCGGCGAUGCCACUCUCAUCGCCUCGAGCGUUAGAAGCAUCACCGUCAUAGAUCGUCGAGAUUCCAACCUUCGAUUCGCCAGUUCCAAGCUUGGAAUCACCUCGAACCCUAUCCAGGAGGCGGCCGCAGACGGCCAUCGCGCCGAGAGUUUGCACAAAAUCGAGGAGCUCCGAGCUCCAAGCCCCGAUGUCGAGUCUCAACGUCCCGCCAGCCUAGAGAGCUCUCCCCUUCAGUUUGCCAAGAGAGAAUCUGCUUCAACUUCCGAGUUAUUUUACGAUCUCUGGUUUGUGGCCAACCUGAAUGUUUUCGCCACAGUCCAUCCAAUCACUGAGAAGGAUACACUGGCAUCAUUCAUCGGAUACUUCAUUCUACUCUGGACGACAUGGCUGGUUACAACUCUGUUCGAUGCUCGUUUUGGUCAAGAUGGGAUCCUCGAGCGUAUCGCCCGCGCAUUUCAUCUCGCUGUCAUGGUUGGUUUUGCUGAAGCUGGUGUUUCAUUUGAGAACCAGAAUCUCGUCAGGGCCAUCUUCCAGUCAAUGUCGCUUUUCCUCAUGGUUUCGAGGCUGGUCCUCGCCGCACAGUAUGGCAUGGUUCUCUUGCAUGCGCGCCAUCAUCCGAGAAGCCGCAACUCGCUGCUUGUGGCCAUCGUGCUGCACCUUGUUCCCGCGCUGAUUUACCUCAUCAUCGCUGUUGUGCCAUCUACACAACCCAAUAAACAUCUUGUGCUCACUUGGUAUCUUGGGGGCAUUAUCGAGAUGGCCGUUCACAUUCUCCACGCCACUUUUUCCCAGACUCUGAGCUUCGAGGGUACGCAUUUCAACGAGAGGCUGAACCUGCUCACGCUCAUCAUCCUCGGCGAGGGCGUCAUCAUUCUCGCCAAGAAUAUUACAAAAGUGGUCGAAUAUACCUAUAUUAAGCAAAUAUCGGAUCAUUGGUCCCCCGCCCUCAUCGGCAUCAUCACCUCUGCAGCCGCAAUCACGUACAUCACGUUUCAGCUGUACUUCGACUGGAUGCACCACCACAAUCACAUGAGUGCCUCAAAUCAAGCGUAUUGGGCCCUCGUCCAUCUCCCAUUCCACAUUGCCCUUGUUCUCCUCGCCGAAGGCGGUAACCAAUGGGUUGUUUGGUGGCGCUUCAUGGAAGCCAUCCAUGGGGCGGGCGACGCACUCGAGGCCGCCGCUCGGGCAGGGAUGAAAACCCUCGAUACAAGCACCGUCGUCACAUCUUUGCGCGUCUCGGCCCAGGCCAUGAUGUGGGAGUACGUUGGAGACCCGAAAAAGUUCGAGAGUGCUACCAAGAACCUCAACACGGCAUUGGAGAGUCUAGAGGACAUUCCCGAUACUUUCUGGGCAACCCUCCAUCCGAGAUCGGACAAGGAAUCCUAUAAGACAUGGGCCAAGGGUUACCUGGCGAUAACUAGUACUGUUAUGAACACUAUUAGUGACGCCUUUGACAUCUCGGUCGCGGUGGAGGACGACGAUGACCCCUCAUCUUAUAGCCUCGGCGCUGCUGAGCUUGCUGCUACCAGAAAGACCCUUGAUAGACUCCAGCUCAUCUUCUCGUAUUUAUUCGCAAGUGCGGGCACCGUUCUCGCUCUCCUGAUGAUGCUUCAUCUCCUAUCGAAGCGCAGUGGAUGGACUGGUUUCAAUAGGUUCCGCACCGGCACAGUCUUCACCAUAGGCUUGGGGUUGGGCCUUGUCGCCAUCAUCUCUGUCAAUUCCCAGCUGACGCUCAAGUUCCUCGUGACACCUUGGCAAUUGCCCAUCAUUACCAUCUGUUUCAUGGUUGUCCUCAUUCUCACUCACCUGCCGCACCCGCCUCAGAUCUCGAUCAACAGGAAGUCGGAGUCAUUCGAUCUGGAUAGCAUGGGCAAUGUAGAGGCGCAGACGCAGGAGGGGGCAUAUGGGGACGACAAAAGCCGCGAACCGGAGCAGCAGCAAGAUCAACCACAGGAAGAGUCCCACCAUUAUCGAAGGACGUGGAGGGCUCGAGCAACUAGGCAUUUCCAUUUCCAAGCAGGGCCAGUGGCUCCGAUUACAGACGAGGUUUUAUCCUCAAGGCGAAACGGUAUUGUCAGCUUCACGAACCUGGCUAGAGUAUAA
Clonostachys solani is the source of this 2142-nucleotide messenger RNA. The record is from the annotation of a GenBank genome assembly. NCBI's taxonomy places the organism in Eukaryota, Fungi, Ascomycota, Sordariomycetes, Hypocreales, Bionectriaceae.